GCUGGGCAGUCAGCUGGCGGCGGGGCGAUAAGAGGGCGGGCGGAGCGCGCGCGUCCUGCCCGCGCUCCCGAACGGGGGAGGAGAGGAGCGGAGCGGCGCGGCGCGGCACCGACCAUGGCCGAGACCAUCGCGGACACGCGGCGCCUCAUCAGCAAGCCGCAGAACCUCAACGACGCCUACGGGCCGCCCAGCAACUUCCUGGAGAUCGACGUGGGCAACCCGCAGACCGUGGGCGUGGGCCGCGGCCGCUUCACCACCUACGAGAUCCGCGUCAAGACAAAUCUUCCUAUCUUCAAGCUGAAAGAAUCUACAGUCAGAAGAAGAUAUAGUGACUUUGAAUGGCUGAGGAAUGAACUAGAAAGAGAAAGCAAGGUUGUGGUACCACCCCUACCAGGAAAAGCUCUUCUCCGUCAGCUCCCCUUUCGAGGAGAUGAUGGUAUAUUUGAUGAUUCCUUUAUAGAGGAGAGGAAGCAGGCUCUUGAGCAGUUCAUAAACAAGGUUGCUGGUCAUCCCCUGGCACAGAACGAGCGCUGUCUUCACAUGUUCUUGCAAGAUGAAGUAAUAGACAAAAACUACACACCAUCCAAAAUAAGACAUACUUGAGUUCUGAAACCAUCUUCUCAUGUUAGUGGUUGUUAUGCUUGGUUUUAAGAGGUUGUAGUUUGUCUUAGCAUGCUGAGGAUAAACAGGCACAAAGCCUCCACUAACAUCAGUACACUGCUUGGUCUUUGCAUAUGCUUUAUAGCAUUAAAGAACUCACUUGUCUUUUAGCUGAAUCCUUCUGAAUUCUUGAUUUAAGAGUAUUAAACUGAGACCAUCCGCCCCUUACAAUGUCUCACAAGCCUUUCCACCCUUAUUUGCAAUGACUUAACAAUGUUUACUGACUUGGCCUUACUUGAACUUGCACAGUUGUAGUGUCACGUGUGCACUUGUAUAUGACUAAACUGCUUUGCUCUUUCUGAGGUAGUCAUCUGUCUGAACUUCUGUAGAAAGAUUGCUUUCAUUCAGAUACCCUGUAUGAGAAACACUUAUGCAAUUGUCUUCAUGCUUGUAAAACACUUUAUACUGAGGUAAUGAGGGAAUUAUCUUUAUAUUCUGUAAGAGGGAAAAAAUCAGAUUUAUAUACUAAAAUAACUUGUCUAAAGUUUUGAAAUAAAAGUGAAAAUGCACUUGAAAUGUUUGUCACUCUUGACCUUCAGUGUGAUGUAUCCCCUGCUUUCUGAGAAGCAGGGAUUUGGCUGCGCUGAGAUGCUCUUUCAGCCUUGCUGGGAUGCCCUUCUGCGAUGUAGGCUUGUGCCACUACCAGCCAGCACUAAAUAUGAAGAUGCUGACGCUUGCUGCUCAGGUCUUACAGAACAYGUAGGACUUGCAGAUCAUUCCUGUGUUGCAGUGCUAAAGCUGGAGCCCAAAUCAUGCUAGGCAGUUGUCGGAUUGUGGCCUCAAUARGAGCUUCAAGGUGAGGUACCUUUGUAGCUGGAGUGAGAAGCAUCAAUCUGGCUUUAGCUGUGCUGCAGAGGAAGGAGUAUCAUUUUUGUAGAUAUUGUUCAUGUUACUCUUCAGUCCUACAGCUGAAGAUCAAGGUAGCUGUGCUCUAGGAAUGCCAGAUAARGAUAUGGAGUCAUAUGAGACAGGUAGAAGAUUAGCAUAAAGUUUACAACCUGCGUUUCAACCUUAAUCUCCUGUGCACAAGCGAGCAUUGCUGAGGUUGUCCUCCUCUCUGCAUCCUCCCAGAGCUGGAGAUGCUUCCUUGGUGCUCUCAGAUGUGACGUGUGUUACCUGUCUAGAUCCUCUUGAGAAGCAUUUCAAGAACUCUUGCRGCCAGCUGAUCUGGGCAUUCUCUUCCCUUCAUAACAGUGCAUGUUCUAAACCACCUUUCUUAAUGUAUGUUGGCUUAGCCUUGUUUCUGUCACUUUUUUGUUUUUGGUGUGCUUCCUAUCGCUUUAUAAAGUCUUACAAAUUUACUAGCACAAUCCUUAUGUUCUUUAGAUGAGACCAUUAACCUCAUGUUGAACUUCCCCCAGGCCCUUUGUACACAAAUCUGGAUGUAAAAGGCCCRACUGACAAAACACUGGUACUUGACUGGAUUGUACAGGGUAGCAGUGGAUGUUGUCUUCAAGCCUACUAGCUAAAAUAAAACAACAGGUCUGUGGGCUCUGUUUCUUCUAACCAAAGGCAAUAUAUUUAUUCUUGAAUUUUGGAAUGGGAAAUUAAUAUACUGGGCUGGUGGCAAAGCGGUGAGUUGCAAAGUUGCUGUGCCAGUUUUGGUCCCUGGUUUCAUGAAUGAGAUUCAACAAAGUUCUUGCUCUGCUGAGUAUGAUGAGGAAGCAAUUAUUUUAACACCCAGCUGUUCAGGUCUAGCUUUCAAGAAGCUUUCUGUGCUGCAAAAUAAUCAAUUCUAGAAUUGUCUGUUUGAAUUACAUUUAGAAAUGGAAUUAAUUAUGGAAAUAGGGGAAGAAGUUAUAGAUAUGUGUAAUGUUUCUUUGCUUAGUCUCAGAUGCAUAGCAGGGGCUUUUUUUUUUUUUUUUUUUCCUCUGCCUCCAGCUAUUCCUUUCUGUGAGAAAGCACACAGCCAGUGCUGCGUGUUAUGCCUAAAGGAUGACACAAUCCCUCCCUAUGACCUACUCUGGAGAAAGGAAGACUGAAGGGAGAGUGCUGCAUAGCUGGUGUGUUCUUGGCAGAUUCUCCUUUUCCCCUCUCGGAUGUCUAGUGAGGACUCUGGCGUGUUACCUGCUGGAGCUGGCAGGAUCAGGCUCUGCAGGGGACAUCUGAACUGGUCUCUAAGGUUUCACUUGGGUGUCAGUCCUUUAAGGCUGACUAGAGAGCCUAAUUAUAGCAUAGCGCGGCUUGCACUGCAAUCUGCUCUU
This is a messenger RNA of Nothoprocta perdicaria, 2864 nucleotides long. RefSeq names its product sorting nexin 3 (gene SNX3). Gene Ontology annotation, cellular component: early endosome membrane; retromer complex. The transcript is spliced from 4 exons. NCBI's taxonomy places the organism in Eukaryota, Metazoa, Chordata, Aves, Tinamiformes, Tinamidae. The coding region runs from base 115 to 603 and encodes 162 amino acids. Gene Ontology annotation, molecular function: phosphatidylinositol-3-phosphate binding. Gene Ontology annotation, biological process: late endosome to Golgi transport; endocytic recycling. The record is from RefSeq and is a predicted model, not a curated record.